GGCGAAAACCCUUACGCUGAAGCUCUCCGGGCCCUGAGUGAACCCGUGACGUUGCAUGGCCUUGGUGAAGUGCUGGUGGACCAGCUUUCCCGCCGCAAUCGCAAGUGGAUUGCCCUCUGCGGUAGCCCACCUUCCGCUGCCACCAGCCUCUUUAGCUCUUUUGGAAAUCUACUCAAAGAUAUUCUUACACCAGUCAGCGACCCUCCCGUGCGGCAUGCCAAACCAGUCCACGUGUGCUGCCUGCUGCUGCUUUACCAAUUGGUUGUCCUCAACUCGGAGGCAGCCGCCACCGUACUCUCACACACGGAGCUUGCCGAGCAAAUGCGCCGCCCCGACCCCCAUGGUGAAGAUGGUGAAGCCAGCAUUGAUACCCCUGCUACCAAUCUUGUGGGCACACUCUUGACGUUCAUAUCCUUCAUGAUUCAAGAUACAGCCCCGGAGGAGCAACACCACUAUGCCCAACUUGCACUGCAAAUCGUCACCAUCUCUUGCGAGCGAGACAACUGCAACCGCUUUUACCACGAUCCCAACGUCAAGGUCCCUGUCUUCAUGUUUCAAUCGGGUAUGCGCCACCGCACCGCACAAGUCGUGCAGUUGGAUGAUGGUGCCAUGGCCAAGAUGAUCUUUGACGUGGCAAUCGAACUGCUCAUGAGCCACAUGAAGAAAAGUUUGAAUGUGGAGCAGUUUGGCUUGACUCUACAGAUCAUUCAUCGUUUGCUCUGCUUCGAGAAGCACAGCCGCGUUCGCCUCAACUUCAAGUGGCAACAACUAUGGAAUGCACUUGCCGCCUUACUACGUUUUAUCGUCGCUCACGCAAGCACUCUUGAGGAGCAAUUUGACGUGUAUGACCUUGCCCGCCAAGUGGUGGUCAUUUACAACCUCUUUGUCACUUAUGGCGACACGUUUUUGCCAGACCCCGACAGCUAUGAUCAGCUGUACUAUGAGCUGAUUCGGGAGCGCAACGCGUUUGAUACCUUGUUUGAGCUAGCCAAGCGCCACUCCCGAACUGCGGGCACCUAUGCUACUGCGGCCGGGCGUUUAGCUACCAGCCUGAUCAACAUUCGUGCCAUUAUUGGACACUUUGCGCCUAAGAUCGAUGCUUGGUCGCAGCUCCACAGUGGCGCUCCGCCGUCGCCGGAAAAUGUUUUGACAGUUGUGCGCGAAAACUACGACACGCUCACGCUCAAGCUACAGGAUGGUCUUGAUACUUAUGCACCCUACCACGAAGCACCAGAGGCGCAAAAACGACUUGUACAGAUCUGUCGCAGCAUGUUGCACCAUCAACCCACGACGGACUUUAAUCUGGCCCCGAUCUAUUCAAAUCACCGAUGAGAGGCCCUGAGCCUGUGUGGCUUCUGAUGGUCUGGCCGAAAGCCCCUAGUGCGUCUGCCAACGUGUCUAUGGACGGUCCUUGACAUGUAUUUAAGGAACCACUCUCAAGACCAUCAUCCUGUGCGUUCGCUCACACGCCCGAACACUCGCUUGGAUCAUUCUAAUCGAAAUUCUGAAUUCC
This is a messenger RNA of Monosiga brevicollis MX1, 1513 nucleotides long. RefSeq lists its product as uncharacterized. Gene Ontology annotation, biological process: regulation of Golgi organization. Bases 322 to 1332 code for a protein of 336 amino acids. Gene Ontology annotation, cellular component: cytosol. The transcript has 11 exons. Lineage: Eukaryota; Choanoflagellata; Craspedida; Salpingoecidae. The record is from RefSeq and is a predicted model, not a curated record.